Molecule: messenger RNA, 7021 nt
Organism: Pelmatolapia mariae (spotted tilapia)
Lineage: Eukaryota; Metazoa; Chordata; Actinopteri; Cichliformes; Cichlidae
Gene: loxhd1b
Product: lipoxygenase homology PLAT domains 1b
Exons: 42
Coding region: 1-6756 (2251 amino acids)
Molecular function (GO): protein binding
Source: RefSeq, a predicted model, not a curated record
AUGGGAUCAAAGGACAAAAAAUCCAAGAAAGAGGAGGACCCUGAGGAAGAGGAAGGGAAAAAGAAAAAGAAAGACAAGAAGAAGAAAGGUUCAGUAAAGGGAGACAGUGAUGAAGACACCAAGAAGACAAAAGGCAAGAAGAAGAAGAUUGAAAAUUAUGUUGAAAUCUAUGAGAAAGAGCUUCGUACCUACGAGCCAGAAAAAGUGGAGAACUACGAGGAUGAGUAUCACAAAAAGAAAGUGUAUGAGGUGGUUACCAUCACUGGUGAUGAGAGAGGAGCAGGCACUGAUGCCAAUGUGUUUAUUACUCUUUUUGGAGAUUAUGGCAUCACACCCAAAGUCCACCUGGCUAGCAAGAGUUGCACAGCAUUCGAAAGGGCCAAAACAGAUGUGUUCAGAAUUAGAACUCACAAUGUUGGAUCCUUGAAAAAGAUACGGAUUGAGCAUGACAACACCGGCCUUAAUCCCAGCUGGUUCUUGGACAGAGUCGUGGUAACGGAUGUGAUUCGACCUCAUCUGAGGUUCUAUUUUGCUUGUAAUAACUGGUUGAGUAAAGUGGAGGGAGAUGGCCUUUAUAUCAGAGACCUGCUGGGCAGCAUAGACCCCAUGGACAUACCCAAAUAUAAUAAAUUUGUUGUGAGUGUUUUCACUGCAGAUGUAAAAGGCAGUGGCACAGAUGCAGAUGUCUUUAUUAAUAUCUUUGGGGAGUUUGGAGAUACAGGGGAGAGGCGACUUGACAACGACAAAAAUAACUUUGAAAAGGGCACAGAGGACAAAUUCACCAUCGAGGCACCGAACUUGGGCAAAAUUAGAAAGAUCACCAUUGGACAUAAUAACAAAGGCUCCUCAGCAGGAUGGUUUGUGGAGAAGGUGAUAGUAGAUGAUCUUGGAAACAAAUUAGUGUAUGAAUUCCCCAUCAGCCGCUGGUUUGCCAUCGAUGAGGAUGAUGGGAAGAUCCAGAGGGACGUUUUGGUUGGAGGGAGUCAGCCCACAGGUAUUGUGUACAAUGUCCAGAUUGUGACAGGAAACAUCCGGGGUGCCGGGACCAACUCCAAAGUCCACAUUGUGAUGCACGGCACGAAAGGCUUGAAGAACAGUGGGAAGGUCUUUUUGGAAGGAGGAAAGUUUGAACGGGACUUAACAGACAUCUUUAAUGUCGAGCUUGCUGCACUCCUCAGUCCCCUGAGCAGAGUCACCAUUGGACACGACAACAGAGGGCUUAGUACUGGGUGGUACUGCGAGAAGGUUGUGGUUUACUGCCCAUUCACUGGAAUAGAGCAGACUUUCCCAUGCAGUAAAUGGCUGGAUGAAAAGGAGGGAGAUGGGCUGAUAGAGAGAGAGCUCUAUGAGAUGGUCUCACUCAGGCAGAAGAGACAGAAAAAGCAUCCCUGGUCGCUGUGGAUCUGGACGUCGGACCUGCCCAGCGCAGGAACCGAUGCUGAUAUCUCGUUCCAGGUGUACGGAGAAAAGGGCAAGUCAGACGAGAUCAGGCUGGACAACAAAACAGACAAUUUUGAACAAGGACAAGUUGACAGAUUUAUGGUUGAACUUCCUGAUUUGGGAAAACUGACCAAACUCCGUAUCUGGCAUGAAAAGAGGAAUCCUUUUGGAGGAUGGCAUCUAAGCAAGGCAACAUUAAUGAAAACGUUAACGAAGGAGAAGUAUACAUUUCCUUGUGAGCGGUGGCUGGAUACUAAUGAAGACGAUAACGAGGUUGUGAGAGAGCUUCCCGCCACCGGAGAGCUUAUUGCUGAGCCUCUGCCCUUGAUUAAAUACAGAGUGACUGUCUGCACGGGGACGGUCGGUGGUAGCGGCACAGAUGCAUCUGUUUUUCUAAAUCUAAUUGGAGACCAAGGGGACACCGGAGAUAGGGACCUGAUCAACUGCAAAAACAACGUCAACAAGUUUGAGAAAGGAAGUUUGGAUGAGUUUCUAAUUGAGGCGGUGGCCAUUGGGCAGAUCCGCAGGGUGAGAAUUGGACAUGAUGGCAAAGGUGGAGGCUCUGCCUGGUUUCUUGACAAAGUGAUUGUAAGAGAGGAAGGACAAGCUGAGGCAAAUGCCGUGGAGUUCCCCUGCAACAGAUGGCUGGCCCGCAACGAGGAUGAUGGACAGAUUGUCAGAGAAUUAGUUCCGUUUGCAGAAGGACAGCGUCUUUACAAUACCAACUAUCACAUCGCUGUGAAGACAGGUGACAUCCCCGGAGGUAGCUCUGACUCUGAUGUGUUUGUGAAGCUCUAUGGAGAGAAAGGUGACACCAGUAAGAUGAUGCUGGUGGUCUCUGCCAACGACCUGGGGAACUACUUUGAAACAGGCCGCGUUGACAUCUUCACAGUGGAAACCUUUGACAUUGGACAGAUCAACCGUCUGUUGAUCGGCCACACUAACAAAGGCAUGCGUGCAGGCUGGUUCUUGGACAGUGUUCAAAUUUUGGUUCCAGUCCAUGGAAAGAAUUACAUGUUCCCCAGCCACCGCUGGCUGGACGAAGAUGAGGCUGAUGGCAAAACAACGGUGGAGCUCCACCCAAGCGAGAUCCUGGAUGUAGAACAAUUAAUAAACUAUGAGAUAACAGUCGCGACCGGAGAUGUGGUGUUUGCUGGCACAAAUGCUGUAGUCUUCAUCCAAAUCUACGGAGACAAGGGGAAGACGGAGGUUAUCACACUCGAAAGCAGAUCCAACAACUUUGAACGGAAUACCACAGAAAUAUUUAAGAUAGAGGCCAAAGAUGUCGGAAAGAUUUUUAAGAUACGCAUCGGUCACAAUGGCGCCGGCAUUGGAUGUGGCUGGUUCCUGGAGACAGUGGACGUGAAACAUCUAAUCAUGGCCUUGGUGCCCAAGGAGAAGAAAAAGGAGGACAAGAAAAAGAAGAAGAAAAAGAAGAAAGAGGAAGAUGAGGAUGAGGAGGGUGGCGAGGAGAUGCAAGAAGUGGUGCUGACAUAUCAUUUUCCCUGUUCACGCUGGUUGGCUGGGGGUGAGGAGGACGGCGAGCUGGUGGUGGAGCUGCUGCCUGAAGAUGCAGAAGAGAUGGAAGUCAACACCUAUGAAGUGUGUGUCUUCACUGGUGACAUGAUGGGAGCCGGGACCGACGCCAAUGUCUACAUUAAUAUUUAUGGAGAGAACGGAGACACUGGAGAGCGCUGCCUGAAGAAUUCUGACAACAUCAAUAAAUUUGAGCGAGGGCAGGAGGAUGUUUUCAUCGUGACAGCCGUUGAUUUGGGCCCAUUGAAGAAGCUACGAAUCCGUCAUGACAACUCUGAGUCUUACUCCUCUUGGUACCUGGAUCGUGUUGAAAUAGUGGACACAAAAGAGGAUACAACAUACUACUUCCCUUGUAACCGCUGGCUUGCAGUUGAUGAAGACGACGGGCAGAUAGCGAGAGAGCUGGUUCCCGUGGAUGAGGCUUUCAUGAGGAAGGAUGACGAUGAGGGCACGAGUGGCACUCUGGGCCUGGAGCAGAAAUCUAUGUCUACUACAUAUACUCUUAAGAUAAAAACUGGAGAAAAGAAGUAUGCUGGAACUGAUUCCAACGUCUUCGCCAUCCUCUUUGGUGAAAAUGAUGACACAGGGAUCAUCAAUCUAAAGGCUUGUAAAAACUACAAGAAUAAGUUUGAACAGGGGAUGAUCAAUGAGUUCAUUGUGGAGGCCGUGGAUCUGAGCGACCUGGUAAAAGUUCGAAUUGGGCACGACAACUCAGGGGGUUCACCUGGUUGGUUCUUGGACUGGAUCGACAUUGACGCCCCUUCACAGGGUCAGAGGAUGCGCUUCCCAUGUGGCCGUUGGCUGGAUAAAGGGGAGGAUGAUGGUGCAACUGUGAGGGACCUUUAUCCUGCUGACUUACAGACUGAAUUCUACACACCAUUUGUGCCUUAUGAGAUAAAGAUAUACACCACCGAUGUAUUUGGAGCGGGAACAGAUGCUGACGUGUUUAUAGUCUUGUAUGGCCGUAAGGGGGUGUGCACUCAGCAGAAGCACCUGUGUGUCAACAAGAGAGAGCGACGCUUGUGCUUUGAGAGGGGAGCUGAAGACAUGUUUAUUGUGGAGCUGGAGGACAUUGGUGAUGUUAUAGAGAAAAUCAGGAUAGGACAUGACAACAGUGGCACCAAUCCUGGAUGGCAUCUUGACAGAGUGGAGAUCAGGCGACAGCUCAGGAAAGGAAAGGGUUCGGAGACGACUAUAUUCCCUUGCGAGCGCUGGCUAGCCAAGUCUGAAGAUGAUGGUGAGACGGUGAGGGAGCUUGUCCCCUCAGACAUCAUCACUCAGAAACUCCUCAGGGAUGGGACACUGAAAACGACUGAAACUGAGGUGGAAGAUGCUUUGGAAACUCACACAUACACGGUGUCUGUGCGGACAGGCGAUAUGUACGGAGCAGGGACCGAUGCCAACGUUUUCCUCACCAUUUAUGGAGAUUUGGGAGACACAGGAGAGCGGAAACUCGCCAAAUCUGAGAAUAACAAGAACAAGUUUGAGAGAGGAGAGGUGGAUAAGUUCAAUAUUGAGGCCGUGGAUUUGGGCCAGGUGUUUAAGAUUCGUGUUCAUCACGACAACUCUAUGAUUGGGGCUGAUUGGUACCUGGACCAGGUGGAGGUGCUGGAUGUGGAAACAGAAGAGGUAUACAUGUUCCUGUGUGAGCGCUGGCUAUCAACGAAGAAAGAGGACAAACGAAUAGACAGGACCUUCUACGUCAAGGGGUAUGAGGGUGAAAGAAGCUCUGAUCCAUAUUCCAAAAUGAUUGCUCAGGCCAAACUGGGACUGGACAAGAAUGCCAACAAGAAGAAAAAGAAGAAAAAGGCAGUAGUGGUUGAAGAGGGUCCAAUCAUCCCUUAUCACUUCACCCUGUCCACGGCGAUCGAACAUGAUGCCAGCACCACAGCGAGGGUUUAUGUCAUCAUCAUUGGUCCCAAUGACGUCGAGACAGACCGGCUGUGGCUGGACCUGCCAGAGGGAAAGAAAUCCUUCACAGCUGGCUCCAUGGAGCACUUUGUGUGCUAUGGAACUGACGUAGGAGAGAUCAAGAGGGUGGAACUUGGCCAUAAUGGUGUCACACCAGAGAGCUGCUGGUUGGUGGAUGAGCUGUCGGUUGCCGUGCCAACCAAAGGUAUCAAGUACAUCUUUCCAUGUAAGUGCUGGCUGGCUAAAGACAGGGGAGAUGGUCUGACUGCCAGACUGUUCAAUGUGCUGGACUCCAGCACGAUCAACAUUAUCCGCAAAGUUGUUUAUUCAGUCACGGUUGCCACAGGUGACAUUCAGUAUGCAGGAACUGAUACCAACAUUUUCCUGACUGUGUUUGGAGCCAAUGGGAGCACAGAGGAAAUGCUUCUGCCCAAAAAUGAGGAUAGGUUUGAAAGAGGGCAAGAAGACACAUUUACCCUGGAGAUAGAUGACAUCGCUCCUUUGAAGAAGAUAAGAAUUCGAAUAGAUGGCACCGGAAGCCGCCCAGACUGGUUUCUUGACAGGAUCCUGAUGAGAAACCUGACCACAGAGGAAGAGUACCUGUUCACCUACGAGAACUGGCUGUCCAAGACCAAAGGGCCCAAGAGGACAAAGGUGUGUGAGCUGGCGGCUAUGGUGGAUGAUGAGGAGAUGGUAGAAAAAACAACUUACAUCAUCCAAGUCCAGACUAGUGACGCUGCAGGUGCUGGCACUGAUGCCAACGUGUUUCUGAUUGUGUUUGGGGAGUAUGGAGACACAGGGACGCUGCCUCUGAAAGAGAGCACCAACAGAAACAAGUUUGAGCGAAAAAUGAAGGACGUGUUCAGAUUUCCUGACAUGCUCAGUCUGGGCGAACUGUCAAAAGUCAGAGUGUGGCAUGACAACAAAGGCCCUGCUCCUGGAUGGCACCUGGAGUACAUUGAUGUGAAAGAUGAGGCCCUGGACAACACCUUCAGGUUCCCCUGUGACCGCUGGUUGGCAAAAAACGAAGAUGACGGGCAGAUUAUGAGGGAACUGGCUUGUGCCAACAAUGAUUUUGUAGACCUCAGUGACAAAACAAAAUAUGAAAUUGCCACAACAACUGCUAACGCAGAUGACGCCUCCACAACGGAAAACGUCUGGAUCCUGCUGGAAGGAAGGAAAGCCCGUUCUAAGGAGUUUGUUCUGGAGAAUAAGAAAAAGAAGUUCUUAAGUGGUGCCACUGACACGUUUGAGUUCUCGUCCAAGCACGUGGGGGAAAUCGCUAGCAUCUGCGUUGGCCACAUCACAAAAGACGGCAAGAAGGUGAAGAAUGAGGCUUUCUGGCAUGUUAUGGAGGUGGUGGUGACAGAAAAGGAGCUGGGAAACAAGUAUUUCUUCCACUGUGAUGCACAAAUUCCCCUGGCAGCCAAAAAAGACCAGUUCCAGACAUUCGAGUGCUAUAAAUCCAUCGAGAGCUUUGCGAGCAAAGUCCGCAACCUGGUCCCUGUCAAGUAUGAAAUCAUCGUCAUCACCGGGGACGUCAAAGCGGCCGGCACAGACGCAAAUGUCUUUAUCACCAUGUAUGGUGUCAAUGGUGACUCAGGCAAGCGUCACCUACGGCAGAAGUUUCGCAACCUUUUCGAGCGAGGGCGGACAGACCGCUUCGUUCUGGAGAUGCUGGACCUUGGGGAAUUGCUGAGGGUCAAAGUGGAGCACGACGGCACCAGCCCCAACAGUGGGUGGUAUUUAGAGUGUAUUGAGGUGACCAACACAGCCAAUUCAGUCACAACAAUCUUUCACUGUGGAAAGUGGUUGCACACUGCUAAAGCUGAUGGACAAAUUCAGCGAGUGCUCUAUCCCAGAUAUUAGAAUAAUGCUAGAAAGAAAGAGUGGGUGAGCAUUUGCUUCUUUCUGUUUGACUCAUUUGUUUUGUUGGGGUUUUUUACCAAUUGUAAGAGAAACAUUGCACGGAAAAGUUAGAGUUAAUCCAUCUGAAUAUAAAUGUAUUUCAACUUUUUCAGGAUAAAGCCAGUUUUUUGUUUUUGUUUGUUUUGUUUUUUUAAGUUGGUGCCAACUGUUUAGGCUGUCACUCUUCAGAAAAAGCCAUUUGCUUCCAUCUCGCACAAAUAAACAG